CCUGGUGGGUUUGUGCUCACCUCCCUCCAUCUCUCCCUGCUCCUGGCCUCCCCCGGUUGCCCCCAUGCGGUUCUCUUGCCCAGUGUGGGUAAAGGCGAUUCCUGGCUGCAUUGGCACGAGGGGCGGUGGCGCUGAGGGACGUCUUGGUCUCAGUAGGGCCUGGAAUCUCCGCAGAAGCCAGCCGAGGGCAAGGAGGCGGCUAGAGUGGCAUAAAAAGAACAAUUCACAGAGAAAUGUUCGCUAUCUUCCUUCGGAGACAUUUCUGAAAUUAAAGGGGUGUGGGUGAAGGAAUCCAAAGCGAGGCAGAUUCCCCAGGAAGCUAGCCGAAGACCGCCCAGGUCUCUUGCCACCCGCGCCGCCCAAGGGAGCCUCAUCUGCAGGGAGAGAGUUUUGUGGUUUUAAUGCGGUAGGUUAAAGUCUGUUGGUCUGUGUGUGAUAGAUUCUGUUGCUUGUGUUUUAUUGAUAUAAAGGAUGUGUGGAUUUUGGUGGAGAAAAUUGUGUAUCUGAUAUGGAAGCAUUUCAAACUUUCCUGGAUUCAAAUGUGGUGGUUGUGAAGUGGUUUUAGUAUGCUGUUUCAGGCUUAUACACAAAAAUAAAUUCGGCAUGUGUUUUGGGGGUGGUGGUGGUGGCGGCGAGGAAUACAAAACCUAACUAGAGAAUCCUAUGGUGUGUGGUGAAAAAGCCUGAGUUCAGUGUUGAAUCCUGUCUCUCACGCCCAAUUUUGGUUCCCAGCUUCCUGAGGGUGGGGGAGGGGGAGAACUGCUGAAUAUGAGACAGAUUCUUAAAGUAGCUCUCAGGGUUCAGGCCCGAUGGUGAGGGCUAAGAAAUGGGGUGAAGGGUCUCUAGGGAAGCUAUAUGCUGAGAGAUAAGUCACUCUGUCUGGGCACGGACAGGAGGCAUUUUGAUUUAGUUUGGUUUGCAUGAACAGAGAUUGACUGCCUUUCUGUUUUUUUAAAAGCCUGUGCGGGUCGUUCAGCCUCGGGCUCCUGGUUGUCUAGGAUUUUAGGAUCGGGGCAAGUGUGUGGCUACAUUGGCUUCCUGAUCUAUUAGGAAGAGGAAACUCAGCCACUUGUGGCACAGAACUGGGGCUCCCUGGGGGGCCAGCUAAACAUCUCUAGACACGGGCCUGGACUGGGCUCGCUGAAAUACAUUGGCUUCUUAGCAAGAGGAAUUAAAUUGCUAGCAUCUAGGACGCUCGGACCGUAUUCGCGACAGGAAAAUCCUCCCAAACCCACUCAAAGUAAAGGUCUCUCCCCCCACCCCCUUAAUCUUAGUGGAUUAUAGAUCGUCCCUUAGACAAUUUCCUCUGACCCAAAUUAUGCAGUUUGCUGCCAUCUACCGUCCGUUCGGGGACAGGCGGCUUCGGCACAGCCAGCCUCUUGAUGCUCCCCGAGCCCUGUGGGUUUGCUUGGAGGCCUGGCGCGGUUCGGUUCGGUGGGAUUCUGGCCCAUGCUGAAGCUCUCUACUGCGUCUUAAUCUCCGGGUGUAGAUUCGAAAACGGAAUGAGUCUCUUGUCGCAUUAUCCUCAACCUUCUCUAGUCCUGCAGACCUCCACUCAUCCCAGCCACAAACCUGGAGGCUGGCAGAGGAAGAGGAGUAGUAAUACUGUAACCCACGGACAGGGGGUACUGAACCAAAGGGCUGAGGGUUCGGACCCACGACCCCCAUCACUACCUAAGACACAAGACACGAUUGGGCCUCUGAAGAGAUGUGAGGCCAAAUCUGUUCAAGGUUUAUUUAGUUUUCUUCUCAGCCAAAGGAGGGGGGCCGGCCAAGGGAGGUGCCGUCCAGGCAGUUCCACUCGGUUGUUAAAACACAAACCCAGUCUGUAUUCUUCCAUUUGGUUUGUGGGUCUUGCCAAUUCCUAAGCUGGUGAGUCUGUGCUGAAGGAGUUGGAAUGAGUUUUCUGGAAACUGUUGGUGAGUGUUGGUUCCCCCCCCCCCAGUCUCUAUCCUUUCAAGCGAAAUCGACGCCAAAAAAAAAAAAUUGCUUUGGUGGAAAAUCGGGAGUGAGGAGAAACCAUUAAAAAACCAAAACCUUUGUAAUUUCCGUUCCCGUGGGACCCCUCACACCCGGUUAACGGAACCGCUUUCCCAGAAGGGGGUGGCUAGGGCUGGGUGCGCGCCUUCACCUCGGCGUUGGAGUCUUGGCCCCUGUCUCACCGGUUACUGAUUAGCUCGGGCUUUCAAGCUUCAAGAGGAAGCUCUGGCUAUCCCUUUCAAGGUGCGGUGGCUCUGGUUCCUGGGAGGGGACUCCAGGAAAUUGCCUGCGGUGUCAGGCUGGCCUAGGUGUUACUAAGGUCUGGCUGGGAACUGGGGCUGUGUAGCGUUGGGGGCACACACACACCCCUUCCCUCCGAGGCCCGGCGCCAUAGACUCUAGAGUCUGAGCCUCUCUCUGGAGCAGAUCUUUAAGCUUUUUUCUUCCGCUUCGAGAGAGUGACUUUCUGGCCGGCUGGAAGGCCGGCUUAGUGAGUCUCUCUGCGGGAGGCCCCGAGGGAUCUGGCAGGAAGGUCUGGGGCCCUCCUGAAUUUUUUUCUUUUGGAGCAAUCAGAAGGAAACAUAGGGAGGGGAAGUCAAGCUACCACAGAGGCUUGAAACACUUCGGGGCUCUUAGGGUAAGGGUGAAUCGAGAAGUGGCGAGAAGCCUCGCCCACUCCUCCUAGAAGAUCAGAGAGGAUGCCGCUCAUUUGCAUAAUGGAAAUGAGGUCUUUGUACCUCGAUUUGGACCAGUCGAUUUUAGGGCAGAGUGUCCACGUAAAGAGCCUCUUUCCAGUCUGUGGGAGCCACCACACUAUACCACUGGGGAACAUUUCAGACAACCAGAAUCCAGGGGGAGAAUUGGGUUUGAGAGAUUUUCAUCCUCCCCACCCCAGGUAAAGUUGGGGGUGGGUUAGGAGGUACCUAUUAUCCAAGGAGCUGGGUGGGAGUGGGGGUGGGGGUGGAGAGGGCUUUGUAUCUUAUAGGAAAUAAGAAGCCUGGCUAUUGUCUCACCUCCUCCUCAUACAGGCAAAAGCCAUUCCUAAGCUCACCUUCUGGAGAUUUUCACUCCUGAGCUGAACAUGACUUAGGCAACAUUUCUCUGGGAGCUGGAAUGUGCGUGCUUACCCACGGGACUGCAAACUCAAAGCAGAGAAAAGCACAAUUAUAAAUCCUGCCUGUGGGGUAUCAGGGCAAUCCCUGUGCUGUGUCCCUGAGACUUGGUAUAUAUUUACAUCCCUCCCUUAGUGCGUUAAGGGGGCAACAACCCUGAUGGAGAACUGGCUGAUGCCUGCUGUGUAUUUACAUAUUUCCCGUUGGAGGCAGACAAACUGAGGUGGAUGGAACCACAGACAAAUCAGUAGAGAUCUGGCUCCAGAAACCAGGCGGUCUCUGGCCCAGCUCUGCCUGUCUGCUCUUUUUCCCAAACAAACGGAUCAGAUGAAUAAACGCUCAUAAAUACCUCUGGGCUUAGAUAAGAGCGAUGAGGCGCUAUUUCCUUUCAUGCCCGACUCCAGGCGCCCUGGCCCUGCCCAUAGUGGCUCCAUCUCCAGACAGGCAACCUGCAGAGGUGAGGUUAAUUUGGGGCUGCUACUCUAAAGGAUAAAGCAAUUAUUUUCCUGCUUCUAUCACAGGAGAAGGCCUCCUCUCUCACCUUCUCUUACCUUUUUAAAAUUUUUAAACAUGGGCAAUUAUACCAUCUUUCCUGUGAUGAGGACAUUGUGACUAGGGAGAAGGGCUAAGGCCCAAGGCCCAGCCUCUGUGGCAUGGGGGUGGGGGAUGUAAAUAUUCUUUGGCAUCCUAAUCCCUUGCUGAAACAGCUCCUACUCCUCUCUCAUUAUGGACCCAGCCAUUUCUAUAUUGGUACAUUUCAGCUUUCUUCAUCAUUAGUAGGUCUGAGAUUCUUUACCUCCCCCCAUGGAUUAAGGCUAAGAGAGACAGACAUCCAGGGAUGGUCUUUGUGGCACAAAGGGACAGCCUAGCAGUUGCUUUGAGUUCAAAGAGCUCCAGAGGCCACUUUGCAGCCAAAUAAAUCCUCAUUCUUGACCAUCCAUCCUCAGCCCUAUCCUGUUAUCAAUAGGCAGGGAUGGGCCACAAAAAGGAGCCCAAAGAACAAGGCAGAGGUGGUUCAGCCUGGCCUGACUCUAACAGCAUCUUUUACCCACUCAGUCCUCCCUACAUUCGGGUUGGAUGGGAGGUUGUUAUUCUUAACUGUCUGGCCUGUGUGUGCAUAUUAGAAUGUCAGAAACACAGUGCAUCCACCAGCUGGAGAAAGGAAGAGAGCAAGAGAGCUUAGGUGUAGUCUUCUACUUCCAAGUUCUCACAGCAGCAAAGCAGGUGAUACAAACACGAGGCAUGAGAGGGGGACUGGAGAGUGGCUGACAGACAGACAGGAGGCUUGUGGGAAUCCAGGGAGCUAGAGCAGGUAUGCCAGUCAAGGAUUGAAAGAUGGUUAAGAUGGUUACUGAGUCCCCAGGAGGACCUAGCAGCCUUCCUUCCUUACAAAACUAAAUCUAAACCAAGUCUUAGGGAUGGGGUUUCAAAAGGAAUUGACAAUUUAUAGAGCGAACAGGAAAGAAAAGAAAGUUCUUUUCAAUGGGCUCUCAUCUGCAAUAUGAAGAUCUGAAGAAUCACUUUUUAUUUUUAUUUUUUUUCCAAAAUAAGGUUUCUCUGAGUAACCCUGGCUGCCCUGGAACUCAAUUUGUAGACUAGGCUGGCCUCGAACUCGGAAAUCCUCCUCUCUCUGCCUCCCAAGUGGUGGGGUUAAAGGCAUGUGUGCCUUGACUGCUCAUAUUUCUAAGAGGACAAUUUCGUCUCUGUAUCUAGAUUUACUGGGACAUCUUUAUUCUAAAGAUCUGUAGCCAGGGGUUAUUCUUACAUCAUUUUGGAGUGAGAGGAGAGUAUGAAUUGAGUGGAGACAGAGUGAGAGUUGUAGGCAGAAUAGAGAUGCAGACAAAGUCGCAUAGGCCGGGGUUCUAUCUUACCCCUUCACGCUACAUCACCAAAUUUAGGGAUUGUUAGUUUCUUUCUCCGGGCCCCAUUCCCAGUCAAGACUGCAAUCAGGCUGAGCUGAGCUGUCUUGGGCUUAAGGACCGGCUUGCCAGAAGCUACUAGCCUAGUGGAGCAGCCAGAGAGAGAAGCUUGGGCUCACAUACCCCUGGCGUUUCUUUCUUCUGGGUCCUCUAGGCAAAGGGAUCUGGCUUGCCCCCUCUAACCUUGGUUGUUGUGUAGAGGCAGGGAUGUGAUUAACCUAAGCUUGAAAAGGGGAAAGACAGACCUGAUAAAGAGGACAAACGAUUUUCCAAACCUGUGAAGGAGGAUGUUUCUUCUUUCCCUGUUUCUAAAAUGAAGGAAAUUAGCGGACAACUCCGUUUCCCCUUUACCAGUACAAAACCCCUAGAAACAGAUCUUGCCCCUUCAUUUUCUCUCAACGAGAUUCGUGGGCAUUUACCCAGCCCUCCCUUAAGGGAACGGGCCCAUGCAAUGCAGGGGUUAACUUUUCUGAAAACACAAUUAACUUUUCCCUAUUCCUGCGUGGGGUAGGGGGAGGGGUGUAUUUAUUUCAUCACUGGGGAAUGGGGUGAUCUCCAUCCAAAUGUUUCCUCCUCCCUCAAAAGCACAGACGCCUGUUUCGCAGAUCCUACGUAGGUGGAGCAGAGAGAGAGAGAGAGAGAGAGAGAGAGAGAGAGAGAGAGAGAGAGAGAGAGAGAGAGAGGGGGGGGAGAAAGGUUGAUAGGUUUGUGCGCGGGUCCCUCGUGCAGGCUGCGCUCCUCCUGGGUGCUAUUUGACAAUUCCUGCCUCUGCCAUUGGUCAGUGUUGGAUCAGAUGGUUGUAUUUCCUUCUGGCCCUCACUGGCACCUCGCCAUCCCCCCUCAGCUAAAACCCAAUCUCGGCUAUACUACUAAUAGGCGCUGCGCUCGGACUAUAAAACACAACAAAUCAUAAACCCGGUGGAGCAGCAGCGGCCGCGCGCGCCUCCCCUCCCGAUGAGUUCCUAUUUCGUGAACUCCACCUUCCCCGUCACUCUGGCCAGCGGGCAGGAGUCCUUCCUGGGCCAGCUGCCGCUCUACUCGUCGGGCUAUGCAGACCCGCUGCGGCACUACCCCGCGCCGUACGGGCCGGGACCGGGCCAGGACAAGGGCUUUGCGGCGUCCUCCUAUUACCCACCAGCCGGCGGCGGCUAUGGCCGGGCGGCGCCCUGCGACUACGGGCCAGCGCCUGCCUUCUACCGGGAGAAGGACGCGGCCUGUGCCCUCUCCGGCGCCGACGAGCCUCCCGCGUUCCAUCCCGAGCCACGGAAGUCCGACUGCGCACAGGACAAGAGCGUGUUCGGAGAAACCGAGGAGCAAAAGUGCUCCACGCCGGUCUACCCGUGGAUGCAACGCAUGAAUUCGUGCAACAGUUCCUCUUUUGGGCCCAGCGGUAGGCGAGGCCGCCAGACAUACACUCGCUACCAGACCCUGGAACUGGAGAAGGAGUUUCACUACAAUCGCUACCUGACCCGGCGGCGGCGCAUCGAGAUCGCGCACGCCCUGUGCCUGACCGAGCGGCAGAUCAAGAUCUGGUUUCAGAACCGGCGCAUGAAGUGGAAAAAGGAGAGCAAGCUGCUCAGUGCGUCUCAGCUCAGUGCGGAGGAGGAGGAAGAAAAACCAGCCGAGUGAAGGUGCUGCAAAGGGAGGGGGGACACGAAGGGAGAGGCCUGUGGGGGAACCGAGGGCACCCGAAAGCCCCAGAAGGCUCUGCGGUCUGGGGAGUCUGGGGACUUGAUCUCCAGCGCAAGACGGGCGGGGCCCAGCGCUCUCUGGGACGUCCCCGCCCGCAGAGCUCUUCCUGGGCGCUUGAAGGCUGCCUACCCAGCACCCCAGCGCCUCCUCCCUCCCCGAAGAACCCACCUUGGCCUGAUCAGGCUCCCUGGUGAGAACUGAGAAUCGGACUCACUUGAUGUCUCCUGGAAGCAGAGCAGAAUGCUCUUGUCCUUGUCGAGUCUCAUUUCGUCCAUGUCCCCCGUGCACGGUUCAAUGGUAGAUUCGCUGUCCCUCAGCAGGGACUUGAAAGACUCCCUUACCCCAGACUUGUCUCUCCUACCCCCUCCCCAAAGCCACUGGAAGGAGCACAUACUACCUAGAAGUAAGAAGAGGAGCCUCAGAAGAAAACAAAGUUCUAUUUUAUUAAUUUUCUAUGUGUUGUGUUUGUAGUCUUGUCUUAGCUAUGGACGUGAAAUACUUCGGUAAUAAUAUUAAUAUUAUUAAUAAUGAUUAUGAUGAUGAUAAUAAUAAUAAUAAAGAUGUGAAAACUCGCAGCUCAAUCACA
This is a messenger RNA of Cricetulus griseus (Chinese hamster), 7288 nucleotides long. NCBI's taxonomy places the organism in Eukaryota, Metazoa, Chordata, Mammalia, Rodentia, Cricetidae. The record is from RefSeq and is a predicted model, not a curated record.